This is a messenger RNA of Ficedula albicollis (Collared flycatcher), 4438 nucleotides long. RefSeq names its product solute carrier family 44 member 5 (gene SLC44A5). The transcript has 22 exons. The record is from RefSeq and is a predicted model, not a curated record. Gene Ontology annotation, molecular function: transmembrane transporter activity. The coding region runs from base 1 to 2151 and encodes 716 amino acids. Gene Ontology annotation, cellular component: membrane. Gene Ontology annotation, biological process: transmembrane transport. Lineage: Eukaryota; Metazoa; Chordata; Aves; Passeriformes; Muscicapidae.
AUGGAUAGAGAUGAAGAAAACUACUAUGGAAAACAUGGUGAACCAAGGAAAUUUGACCCAAAGUUCACAGGACCUGUUCAUAGCAGACGCUGCACAGAUGUUAUUUGCUGUGUGAUCUUCAUAGUUGUCAUUCUGGGUUACAUUGCAUUGGGAGUUGUGGCUUGGGUGCACGGGGACCCCAGGAAAGUGAUUUAUCCAACUGACAGCUAUGGGCAGUUCUGUGGUCAGGGAGACACCCCCAAUAAGAACAAGACCAUUUUGUUUUACUUCAACAUUCUGAAAUGUGCCAGCCCCGUAGUGAUAAUAAACCUACAGUGCCCUACAACACAGCUUUGUGUCUCAAAGUGCCCAGACAGAUUUGCAACCUACUCUGAUGUUCAGGCUUCGUACAGAUAUAGACCGGAUCAGUGGAAUUACUUCAGGCAGUUCUGCAGACCUGGUUUUAACAAUCCUCGCAAGUCUGCUGCUCAAGUCCUUCGUGAUGAAGAUUGUCCUUCGAUGAUCGUUCCAAGCAGGCCUUUUCUGAAGAGAUGCUUCCCAGACUUCUCCACGAAGAAUGGUGUGUUGACCGUGGCAAAUCAGACUACAUUCAAAGAUGGAAGAGGGAAAACAAGAAAUGUAACUGAUCUCAGGGAAGCUGCAAAUGGCAUCAAUAUUGUCCUGGAUGCAAGAUCAGUUGGAAUGAAAAUUUUUGAAGACUAUGCCAUUUCUUGGUAUUGGAUUUUAAUUGGGCUGUUCAUUGCAAUGUUGCUGAGUCUGCUGUUCCUUGUGUUAUUGAGGUUCACAGCUGGGGUUCUCUUCUGGAUUUUCAUCUUUGGUGUGAUUGGAAUUAUAGGAUAUGGCAUCUGGCAUUGUUACUGGGAAUAUGAUCAUCUUAAAGGAAUACCUGGAUCUGACCUCACUGUUUAUGAUAUUGGAUUCCAGACAGACUUCAAAGUGUACCUGCAACUGAGGCAAACAUGGUUAGCAUUUAUGAUAAUACUUUGUGGUGUUGAGGUCAUAAUCAUCCUGAUGCUGAUCUUCCUAAGAAAUCGGAUCCGGAUUGCUAUUGCACUGUUGGAGGAAGGUAGUAGGGCAAUUGGCUAUAUAAUGUCAACACUAUUCUACCCAAUUGUCACCUUCUUACUCAUUGCAAUUUGUAUUUCCUACUGGGCUGUGACAGCUGUUUUUCUGGCCACAUCAGGAGAACCUAUAUAUAAAAUAAUGGCUAAUCAAACACUGUGCAAGUAUGCAAACCUGACUUGUGACCCGGAGACUUUUAACACAACCAAUGUGACUAAACUGUGCCCAGGUGCUCAGUGUACUUUUGCUUUUUAUGGAGGAGAAAGCCUGUACCAUAAGUACAUCUUCAUCUUCCAGUUAGCCAAUGCCUUUGUCUUUCUCUGGCUGGUGAACUUUGCAAUUGCACUGGGUCAGUGUACCCUUGCUGGUGCCUUUGCCUCUUAUUACUGGGCCUAUCGAAAACCAGCUGAUAUUCCACUGUGGCCACUCUUCUCUUCGUUUGGACGAGCAAUACGAUACCAUACAGGUUCACUGGCAUUUGGAGCCUUAAUUAUUGCAAUUGUCCAGCUUAUUAGAGUAAUACUGGAGUACCUGGAUCACAAACUGAAAGGUACUCAGAACUCCUUCACUAGAUUCCUUCUUGGCUGCCUCAAGUGCUGUUUCUGGUUAUUGGAAAAAUUCUUAAAAUUUGUAAACAGAAAUGCCUACAUCAUGAUUGCCAUAUAUGGUAAAAACUUCUGCACCUCGGCAAAGGAUGCAUUCUAUUUGCUCAUGCGGAAUGUGGUGAGGGUUGCAGUUCUCGACAAAGUUACAGACUUCCUUCUGUUUCUGGGGAAAAUCCUUGUUGCUGGUGGUGUAGGUGUUCUUGCAUUCUUUUUCUUCACACACAGAAUACCAGUCUUUUCACAGGAAGUGCCAAUGCUAAAUUACUACUGGGUACCAUUGUUGACGGUCAUCAUUGGCUCCUACCUAGUUGCACACGGGUUCUUCAGCGUCUAUGCAAUGUGUGUUGACACGCUUUUCCUCUGCUUUUGUGAAGACCUGGAAAGAAAUGAUGGAUCUACAGCAAAACCCUACUUCAUGUCAGCUAGCCUCCACCGAAUUCUAGGGAAGAAGAAACUAAGCCCUAAGAAGUCAGUGGAAUCAUGAAUGCUAAACCUCAACAUCAAAAACUGUCACUUUUAAUCAAAACAUGUAUAAAGUAGGCAAAAGUAAAAACUGUAAAUGAUGCUUCUGGUUAAUGGGUGAUUCUUUUUUCCUUUUGCUUAUAUUAAAAAAAAAAAAAAAGAAGAGCAACAUUGGUAAUGUUUAUCUAGUUUAAAUGCUUAAACUAACAGCUGUGAAAACAAGGCCACAUUUUAGUUUAUAGAGUGCCUAUGAAAAGGAAAAUGUAAAUUUGAAACUUUUGUAAGUGUAUAAUGAUGUUUUAAUAACUUUUGUAAUGCAAGUUGCUGCCUUAGAUGACAGCAGUUUUGAUAUAAUGUUUCUUCUUAUAAGUGUAUAUUUGUAAAAGAAAUUCAGGCAAUUUUUAAAAGCACUAAUGUAUAACCUAAUUAGCCAUAAAAAAGAUAGUUUGAGACUCUAGUUAAUGAUGAGGAGAUGGUACUAAAUUUGUAAAUAUGGUGCUAUGAUUGUAUUUUUUGUACAAGCUGGUUCACAGCUAUUUAAACUGUGAUUAUACAUGCAUUAAUGAUUCCCUAAACUGAAAAAUGUAGUGAUAUUUUAAUCACAUCCACAACUGCAUCUUUUAAGACAUGAUGGUACCCUGCAGGUCCCAAAGAAGGUAAUCAGAAAAGACUUUAGUUGAUACUACUUAAAGUGAAGUUUUCUGGGAGUUGUGCCUAAAAGAUGAUAUAACUGAGAGAAGGUCCCACUGCAGCUGGAGUGAUUUGUGGUUCACACAAAUGAGGUUUCAUCUGGUACAAGAUGGUGAAUGUAUAGUUUUUAGCUGAUGUCUGAGAGAGAUGCACAUAUGUUAGUAUCCCCCUAUCUCUGGCAAGUCUCUGAUUGCAUUCUGUGUUACAAGAAAGUUGAGCUUCACUGAAAGGAAAACUAAAUGCAGUCUCUUUUUUUUUCAUUGAAAGCCAAGUCUUUGCUCUGUGUAUGUGCACAAGGAGUUCCAUUGCCCCUGCCUAGCUUAGGAAGGCUCCUCCCAAGGCACUGGAGUGACCGUGCCGGUGCCCAGGGCCAGGGCUGCGCUUCCUGCACAUGCUGCCAGUGGCUCCCAGUGGCUCCCACAGUAAGGCACUGGGACCCCGAACUCAAGUCUUCUCAUGGAACAGGAUGAAUUAUUCAAUAUCUGAGAGAUGCUCCAGAAGAUUUAGUUUGCUUUUUGGUUGUUAAAUUUGCCCAGUCAUUAAUACAAAGUCAUUGAUAGACCUGCUGGUAGAAAGCACGUUAACAUUUGGUGUGGUUUAUGACCCUCCCAGUAGUGGAACUACUGCCACGAGGUAACAGCUCUGCUGAUGGAAACAAGUCUUAACACUGGAGAGUUUCUCAAGUCUGUUACUGCCAAGACUGAGCUAAAAAGAUUUUAAUUUAUUAGCCUCCUGGGUGAGCCAAGGACCCAGGCAUACUGAGACCUGCCCCUAGUUUUCAUGGAUUCCAGUAUGCUGAAAAGUUAUUCCACUACUGUCCACUUUCCAAGAGUGGCAUGUGCCAUACAUUUGUCAGUUCUGUGUUGGCAGGUCAGCACCUGGAAAUACUUUGCUAACUCUAGAAGUCCACUGAUGUCACAAAAAGAAAUACAAAUUCUUUUCCUAAUGAUUUGAAGCCAAGUUUCUGGGGAAAAUUCACUGACCAUCCACAUCCCAAUGGGAUUUUGCUCUCUAACUUGCUCUCUUUCUAACUUUGCUCUCUGGUUUGUGAUGACUGUGAUCACUGCAAACGCAGUGACACUGUCCUUCAUGCCAUGGCUCUGGGGUCAUGUUGAUGCACAAGUGACCACCAUCCACAUGCUUGCAGUUGUGGGCAUGGCAAGAUCUUGAAAUUCAGUGACCUGAGGUGCAAGUGGGAGUGUCCUUGUAAGCUUUCUCUGUGGUGCAGUGGGUGGUGGAGCCCCUUUUCCUGAAGUGAAAAUGAGGAGUUCAGUUUAAGACUCAAAUAAGGUAAAAUAAAGGCAUAGAGUUUCAAAUGUAGCUACUGAUUGUAGGCACCUUUCAAUUUUGGUAACUCCUCCUGAGAUACCAUCGGGUAAACUUGAGUUUGGGAAAGGACUGAGAAUCCCACCUUUGGGAAAAAAAACAAAGGACUUUUGAGGGAUGAAGUUUUUCAUCGUCAUCAUCAUCAUCAUCAUCAUUGUCAUCAUUCCUUUCUCAUUAUGUACAUGGCAUGGAUUACACAAGCCCCCAUAAUUCUAAUAUUUUCUGAUAAUUAAGUCUGUAACUUUUGGGGGUAUGUGUAACCAUUCUGUGAGUAAAGAAGCUGUUGGUCUCAU